UUUGCCAGGAACGCAUAGAUUAGCUAAGAGUUUAUUUUCUUGUCUCUGAGUAGAUAGACAUCCGUUGAAGUAGAGAUAAAUGAGUUGGUAAAACAUUUCGGAACACUGAAACAGGCUUUACCUGUCAGCGCUUACAGGUACAGGUGUUUAUGUAAGUGUAUACAUUAUAGAUAUGAUACAUAAGACGUAACGUUAAAAGGCAAGCAGGUGAAGUGUCUCGUCACCGAAGACCCAUGGCGUCUGUGCGCGUCGCGGUGCGGGUUCGUCCGCUGAGCCAAAGGGAGAAGGACCUGUCAGCCAAAGUCAUUAUACAAGUGGAUGGACAUAAAACCUCUGUCCUCAACAUGAAAGAGAACUACCACUGCAUGAAUGAAGAAUCGUUUGGAGAGAGCACAAAGUCUUUUUCAUUUGAUUUCUCUUAUGAUUCAAUAAACAGCACAAGUCCAAACUUUGUGACCCAGGAAAAGAUUUUUGAAGAUCUCGGCACCGAUGUCCUACAAUCUGCUUUUGAGGGUUACAAUGCCUGCGUCUUUGCUUAUGGCCAGACAGGCUCAGGAAAGUCCUAUACCAUGAUGGGCAACCCGGAUGAUUAUGGACUGAUUCCACGGAUCUGUGAGGGGCUGUUCCACCAAAUCAGUGGAGUGUUACAAAAAGACAAGGCGUCAUUUCACAUGGAGGUCAGCUACUUUGAAAUCUACAAUGAGCGGGUUCGAGACCUCCUUCCCAGCACAGAGACACGAGGCUGUGAGUUAAAAGUGAGGGAACAUCCUAAAGAUGGACCAUAUGUGGAGGCCCUCUCCAGACGCCAUGUGCAGAACUAUACUGAGGUUGAACAGUUGAUGCAGGAGGGCAACAGAAGGCGUGCCACUGCCAGCACAGGCAUGAACCAUGUCAGCAGCCGAUCCCACGCCAUCUUCACCAUUCGCUUCAUCAAGGCCAUGUUUGAUGCAGAGUUACCAAGUGAGACAGUGAGUAAGGUACAUCUGGUUGACCUGGCAGGAAGUGAAAGAGCUAAUGCCACACAGGCUACUGGCAUCCGACUUAAGGAGGGUGCCAACAUUAAUAGAUCUUUGGUUACUCUGGGAAUUGUCAUCUCAACUUUAGCUGAUCUGUCUGUUGGGAGUGGAAUGAAAAAGAAGCAAAACUUUGUUCCAUAUCGAGACUCUGUGCUUACCUGGCUCCUAAAGGACAGUCUUGGCGGGAACUCCAAAACCAUUAUGAUAGCUACCAUCUCACCUGCUGACAUAAACUAUAGCGAAACUCUGAACACGCUUCGUUAUGCCAGCCGGGCCAAGAAUAUUUUAAACAAGCCCACUGUGAAUGAGGACAGCAAUGUAAAGAUUAUCAGAGAGCUGCAAGCUGAGAUUGCCCGCCUGAAAGCGCUGCUGUCUGCAGGAAAUCAGAUGAUGUCGUUUGAGCAGCCUUCAGGGUCGAGUGUGGAGGAGAGGCUUCAUCAGGAUGAAGCCAGAGUUCAGGAGCUGACAGAACAGUGGGCUAAUCGUUGGAAAGAAAUCCACAAUAUUCUUGGGGAGGAUACAGUAGCUCUCAGAAAAGAGGGUAUUGGUGUAGUACUUGAUUCGGAAAUGCCCCAUUUAAUCUGCAUUGAUGAAGAUCGGCUCAGCACAGGGGUUGUUCUCUAUCAUUUAAAGGAAGGUAGAACUUCAGUUGGGGCUGGAGGAACUGAGCCAGAGCAGGAUAUAGUUCUUCAUGGUGAAGCUCUUCAGAAGGAGCACUGUUUGUUCGAGAACCAGACAGGAACAGUCACACUCGUGCCACUCCCAGGAGCCAGGUGUGCAAUUAAUGGGAUGGAGGUGACCCAGCCAUAUGUUCUGACCCAGGGAGUGAACAUACAGCUGGGAAAGGCCACUAUGUUCCAUUUCAACCAUCCUCAGGAAGCAGCUCAACUUCGAGAGAAACGCAAGUCUGGGCUCUUCAUGUCGAGUAACUCCACUGCAUUCUCUGUGGAGUCUUUCAGUCAUUUCAGCUCCGAAAAGGUUUCUGACCAACCUAAAAGUGACGGAGAAGCACUAAAAAGCAGUUGUCUCUCAGGAGAGAGUCACAGUAUAUUUUCCACAUCUCUUGCUUCUACAGACUUUCCUCAGAACAAUACAUACAGUAGUUUCAUUGGACCUUCAGAGUCUCAGCACGUUCCUGAGACGCUCAGGGCACUUACAGAACACUGUGCCACUAACAACCCUGCAGGAGAUGCCAAAAGUCUGGGAAAGUCGCUUCAGACAAGUCUCGACAUCCAGUGGGAGAAGCAGCACUCAGCCCCUCAUAAAUCAGAAACUGAAGCUCCGUCAGAGUACGUGACAGAUAAGGAACUGGAGGGGGAGAAAACAGUGGUGAAUGGAGAACUCUGGGAUACUAGGGUACUUCAGGAGUGUCAUAACGGGACCUCUGGAUUCCUGGAUGUCGAGCAGCAGUAUCUCUGGCACCCGUUCGUGGGCUCAGAAGGGAGCUUGUUAGCUGAGGAAUCCCAUUUACAGAGCAGGCACUCCACCACGGGAGGAGGGGCAGCCUUUGUCCCUAGCUUGACUCGUUUGGAGCACUUUUCACAGAGGCAUAGCCCACUUACCAUGGAGGGCCAAUUUAGCAAGCACUUUUUAUCCAGAACAUCUGUUGAGAGCCAAGAAGCCAAAGCCCAGCCAGAGGGAAGUGGGUUCAGCUCGAGCCUAGGGAGCCUUGUAGGAAGAGUGUCCUGGAUGCUGGCAGAUGCAGGACAUGUGCUUACAAACACUUUGAAGGAACAAACUGGUGGUAGAGGAAGCGCUUGGUACAAUCAAAUGUGCUCAAUGGUAAAGGAUCUUCCCCUUGUACACCAUAUCCAAUUUGAGUUGACUCUAAGACCACAGGCAAAACCAACUUUGGAGACAACCCAGUUUUGCCGAAAUCUGUCUCAUAGUGAUAUUUUGUCAGUUAGAGAACAUAGUGUUGCAUUGUCUUCCAUGCAAGAUCUUUCAAGAUCCAGUACAGGUGAAUGGAAGAGCCCCUUGAUGGCUUUGGAGGCAACUCAGACAAGGGAUUCGGUGACCACCCAGAGAAGUGAGGGGCUGAAGGUAUGCUGCCAAAGACUUCACCCUGUACCUGAAUCUUUGCUCCAUCUACAGAACCUUCCACCUCAACAGCUUCUCUCCUGCCUACAUAGUGUCAUCCCUGCCCCCUUGCUAAUGGAAGAACGAGUGUUCGCUCUAUACUGGCUCGGUGUAGCCACCUGUUCUCAACCAGAUCCACAGCCUGCAGUUACGGUCAUUUUCCAGACUAAGCUUUUGGUGAUCACCUUUGAUCCUUUGCCUGAUGCUUCCAGCUCCACACACUCUUUAAAUGUUUACUAUGAAUUAUCCUUUCAGCAACUGCAGGAGAUCUACAUAGGUUUUGCUGGGCAGACUGUCAGACUAACAGGCAACACAGAGAACAGUAUACUUGUCUUGCACACCUGCAACGCAAGCUUAAGUCAAGAACUGUCCCAAAACUUACUUGAGGUCAUUUGCCCUUUGGACAGCGGUGCACUGGACCAUCCAUUGCUGUCAAAUGACAUGGUACGUUUGUCCCUAAACUGGGACUCCCAUGUUAAGGAUUUACUCCUACCCUCUGGUGGACGCCUUACAUGUUCAUUCCAGAAAACCCUGGCUAAGUUGGUCUUCCUAUUACAUGGUAACAUGCAGGGUGAACGUCCGGCACUUGCAGAUGUGCAACUGCUCUUUUAUACAACUGUCAGAUUUCAGAGAUCAAGUCUCAAGCUGGACACCAACCCUGUUGUACCUGAUUCACAGACGGCACCCAUAGACUCUGAACUUGUCCAGCUUGUCCUGACUGACACCCACCUGGGUCUCUUGCGGGAAAAUGCUGUUUACCACCCACCUCCAUGUUCAGUAGCUGUGGUGGCACACGAGGCCCAGUUUAGGCUAAUAGACCUGCGUAAGCGCUCUGACGUUCGUUGCAUGCUGGUCAGAGAUGGAUACGGUAGUAUGUGUCUGGAUGUUGUGUUGGCUCAGAAAUCAGGUGGUACUGGAGGUCACUCUCAACCUCCAGAGGUCUGCAGUGCUGAUGAGGCAGCUGCCCAAUCUCCUACCAACUCUGAUUCAUCUCCCCGGAAUGAAGUGUGGAAAUUAACUUUCAGCAGCUCCGCUGAGGCCACCUUCCUGAUUAAUAACUUGUCAAACAUUUGAUCAAAGAGCUUCCAGCAAAAUAAUUAACAGCCCAGUGAGGAGAAUUCGACAGGAGACUACAAAAAAGGCUGAGUGCACCGAAAACAUGACAUGAGUUGGCGCCGCCAGGAUUUGAGAAAUAAAGACGUUUUAUUGUUUGUUUGUUUUUUUUUGUUACUUUUCCAUUAAGUUGUUCCACUUGCAUUGUAAUCAGUUUUUCUGACACAGGAAAAAGUAAUCAUUGAAAGCAGUGCCAAUGAUCAAGAUCAUAAAUUCAUAAGGCUGGUUCAGAUUGCAUUGACAAUAGUAAUGAUGUUUGUCUGGCAAUAUCAUAUGGGCGGAUCAAGAAUGAUUAUCAUUUCAGAGUUACUGUAUAAUGCAUCUAUAAAAAUGUAUACGUUUAAGAA
Messenger RNA from Cyprinus carpio (common carp), 4555 nucleotides. It is a transcript of the gene kif16bb, whose product is annotated as kinesin family member 16Bb. Gene Ontology annotation, biological process: microtubule-based movement. The record is from RefSeq and is a predicted model, not a curated record. Gene Ontology annotation, molecular function: microtubule motor activity; ATP binding; microtubule binding. Lineage: Eukaryota; Metazoa; Chordata; Actinopteri; Cypriniformes; Cyprinidae.